CCAUGCCGGCCCUGGCAGGCGUUUAUUGCAAUGUAUUUCCGUAAUGUGUAACCCGGCCAACGUAAAUGUGAUGCUGAUGGGUAACGUCAUCAAUUACUGUCUACAGUAUAGUGAUAACAGGAAUGUUUACUAGUUACAAAUUUCAGUUACAUAAAUUAGUGUCAGAGUCAUUAUCUGUUAUGGGUUAAAUUGCCCACGGUAAUCACAGGUACGCGCGGGUCAGCACGCCCAUUAAACGCAACCGUUUGCGUACAAUAAAGUCCAAAGAUCUUCAAGCAGGUAACAAAAGCGGCGAACCCGAGGGAUUCACUGUCCAGUUUGCCCAGCUCUGCAUUGCGCACCGGCCCGUCUUCCAUAAGCGAAUCGUUUAUGCCCCUAUUUGAGGUGACAGAAUUUGAAAUGAAGAGCAUUCUGAAGGAGAAAACUCACAAGACUCGCAGGGUGAGGAUGGAGGGCACGACACAGAGCCACUCCAUCAGCGCCGUGCGCUGGUCCGUUCCCCAGGAGGAACUCCAGGCUCACAGCUCUGCCCCUAUCAGCCUGGUCAAGAGUUCCACCUGCAUGCAGCAUAAUUCCAGGCACCAGGGCCUGAGUAAUUUACGCAGCCUGCAAGAGUGCGUCAAGUUCAUCAAUGAGUGGAAGGAGAGGGUGGUGCAGAUCUGCAAGGAGCCUGAUGGCGAGGAGGCGUCGUGCAGCAAGCAGCAGCAGCAGCGCAGCCUGGAGGAACGUAGCCUGGAGGAGAGCCGCAAGCUCAUUCUGCAGUGGGCGGAGGAGCUGAAGAAUGUGGACAUGCUGUUCGAACAGGCCGAGACUCAGGGAAAGGACAGUGUGGAGGGCAGAGAAGAUGACAAGAACACCAAUGACCAGGAUCUUGUGGAGCAGAGGAUCAUGGGAUGGGCCAGAGAGCUGCAAACUGUGUCAGAGAACUGCGGGGUCCCGAGUGACGAGCUGUCGCAGACACUUCGCCACAUGGGACUGAGGAAGAAGAGGCUUGUGCACCUCCUCCCGCUACUGGAGUUCAUCACCUGGUCUUUGCUUAAGGAGGACAGUAAGGGCAUCGUCCCCCAGGUCUGGCUGUCGGCCAAGCAGCACACCUGGAAAGCGGGGACUCCGAGAUACAUCCCGAAUUCAGUUUGGGACUGGAUCUGCAACGCUGAAGAUGACGUCACGCUGGAUCCCUUGAGCAGCCACCCCUGGCUGCUGCUGUCAGACGACCGCAAGCGCGUGCAGGAGGCGCUGUCUGAAGCCACGCUGCCCCCCAGCAGGCAGCGUUUCGACGGCUGGCCCUGCGUCCUCGGCUGGGAGGGCUUCUCCUCUGGCCGCCACUACUGGGAGGUGGACCUGGCCAACAGCGGCUACUGGCGCCUGGGCCUGACCACCGCCUCAUCCCGCAGGCAGGGCCGCUUCCCCAUGGCCCCGGCGGCCGGCUACUGGGUCCUGUGGCGCAGCACCCACCACUUCUACGCCUGCACCAAGCCGGAGACGUCACUGCCCGUGGAGCUGGUUCCGCGCAGGGUGGGCGUCUACCUGGACUACGAGGACGGGCAGAUCUCUUUCUUCGACGUCAAGAACAAGUCGCACAUCUACACCUUCACCGGCACCUUCCGCGAGAAGCUCUACCCGCUGUUUGCGCCCCUUGAUGGCAGGACGCUGAUCACCAUCUCCUCCGUGAAAUCUGCCGCCGUCCCCUAAGUGCUCAACUGGGAACAUCCCAGUAAAUCGAGUACAGUAAGCCGCUCUGGAAAUCCACACUUAUUGGCCACUUUAUUCAGGGAACCCUACACCUUGUACUGGGUAGGACUCACUUCUUCCUCGCGAUGCUUUUCAGCUGGGUGUUCAGGGAAGCUUAUCUGCACAGCACUGUUGUACUGAGCUAUUAUUUUUGCUUCUGGGAGUUAUACUUACACAAUAAUGUUCUGAGGGCAGAAUGAAAAAUGAUUGGUUCAGAGCCGAUAGAUAACUAAUCAGAUUGUUGAGGAGGUGGGACCAGGCAACUAGAGUAAGCACAACCAAGACAUCUGAUUUGUUGAUUAUACCCCCUCUAGUUGCUCCUCUAGUUGCUCCUCUAAUUACCUUCCCUACAAUCUGAUUGUUUAUCUCUCUGAACCAAUGAUUUUUCAUUCUGCCCUCAGAACAUUUUUGUGUAAGUAAAACUUUCACAAGUGUUAAUUUUGCACUUAGAUUUCAUUUGAUAAACUUCAUUGAACCUAGCGGGAAUUUUUCUUACGGUCUUCCUGUUACCUUUAACGAGUCUGGCUAUUCUUCUCUGACCUCUCUUAUCUACAAGAUGUUUUCAGCCACAAAACUCUCAAUGACUGGAUGCUCUCGGUAAACUCUGGCCACUGUAGUGUCUAGGAAGACAGGUGGCUGGUUCUGAGAGGCUGGGACCACCAUGUACGGUAACUAACAAGCACUCCAUGUUUAAAAGUCCUCAGAUCAUGUCUUAGCUGUUCUGAUUGGCUGCAUAGCCACUGAACCUCUUGACUCUGUCCGUGUGCUAUAUGUAUUCAUUUGUAGCCAUGCGAUUGGCUGUUCAGAGGGCUGUUUGUGUUAACGAGCAGGCGUGCGGAAUGAAAUGGCCACUGAAUGUAAGUUCCUUGUAUUGUCACCAAAUAAAGCACCGAAGAGAUAAAUAAUAUCAAGCAUAAAAAUUUGCAGUUAAGAAAAAUAUAGAUAAAAGCACAGUUUUAAUACAGCCUUGCACAAAUAGCCCGAAUGUUUUAAACCAUAACUUGAGCUUAAUAUAUAUUCCACAUGGUGACGGAAAUUGUCACUUUUUCUGGGUCAAACAUGUAUAGUGUAAAUAACAUGUACAAAUAAAUCAACUGUUACUUCUUCUUUACAGUUGUCUCAGCGCUCUGCAUCACCCUGUAUGUUAUAUGUUCCUUAUCUUUGUAGUAUGCUAACCCCUAAAUGUCGACAAUCCCGUCUCUGGUGGGAGUAUAAGGACACUGACGAUUGACUGCUACUCAUGACUUUCUCUCAUGGGCCGGCCUUGACUGGUCAUAACAUUUACCAUGUAUUCAGAAUGAGAAUGUUGUGUAUGUUGAUAAAGAAGCACUAAUAAAAGUACAUCUGGAACAGAGAACGGCUUGUGGACUGACACUAAAUGCAUGGUAUGCUGCUAAAACCUAUCAUGUCAAUCAUUGAGGGGUUUUGAAAUAUACAAAGCCUUGGUUACAGUAACUAAGUGAACAGGGGAAUUCCCUCUGACUGUUUCCUCCCAAAGUCCAAGAAGUCAUUCACAGCUCCAUGAACUUAUUGCUUGGGACAAAGUUUUGCUUAUAUUGGUGUGUCAGGCCGGUGAAUGUGCACAAAUGGCCAAAAUUGUGGCGAUACCAAGCAUUUUUGGCAUUAAGCUUUAAGACUUUCUACACAGAUACUGACGGAAAUGUUUAUAAACAAUCAAAGAAUGGUACAAAUACCAUAA
This is a messenger RNA of Brienomyrus brachyistius, 3430 nucleotides long. Its product is annotated as E3 ubiquitin-protein ligase TRIM39. The transcript has 11 exons. The coding region runs from base 370 to 1692 and encodes 440 amino acids. NCBI's taxonomy places the organism in Eukaryota, Metazoa, Chordata, Actinopteri, Osteoglossiformes, Mormyridae. Gene Ontology annotation, molecular function: protein binding. The record is from RefSeq and is a predicted model, not a curated record.